Saxophila tyrrhenica is the source of this 1197-nucleotide messenger RNA. RefSeq lists its product as uncharacterized. Bases 1 to 1197 code for a protein of 398 amino acids. The transcript is spliced from 3 exons. The record is from RefSeq and is a predicted model, not a curated record. NCBI's taxonomy places the organism in Eukaryota, Fungi, Ascomycota, Dothideomycetes, Mycosphaerellales, Extremaceae. Gene Ontology annotation, cellular component: cytoplasm.
AUGGCACAAGCGUACGACUCGAAAAAGGGCGCGGAAGCGCUCAUCAAUCCCCUCAAUGAGCCCGAACCAUCCGCAGAGACUGGCCUGGGGACACACUUCGGCAGCACCAUGGCUCCCGCCAAUGCCUCCAACAGUGCCGCCAAUGCCUCUCCAACAUCGUCCAAGAACCCUUUCCGCUCCUCCACGAACAGCUCUCCACCAAGUGGGAGCAAGUCCGGCGCCAAGUCUUCCGUUCGUUCGGCCAGCAACGACCCUCGCAGCCGCGAGCGCUUCCCAGACUACCGCGCGGAUGCUUUCUCCGAAUACUCCCUACCAUCCUCCUCGAACCGUCGCCGGGCAGGCAGCCACGGUCAGACGCCGCCGUCUUACCAGGACGCAACGUCUAGCCUUGGUGGUACAAGGCCGCGUCGAGGCAGCUCGCUGAAAGAACGCUACCCAGGAGACAAGUCUCACCAGCCUUUGGACAUCAUUAGGCGUGAUAGCAGAAAGGCCCACCGCUCUCCGCACCUGCACAAGAAGUCUAUGCCCGGCGCAGACUCGAUCGACAAGCUCGACCCUGCCGUUGGUGGAAUUGCGUACCAUCACGAAGGACCGUAUGAUGCCGCGCUCAUGAGCAGGAAUCGCAACCCGAAGACUGCGCCGCUCGGAGCGGUGGAGAACACCAACCAGGAGGCAUUAAAGGCUACGCCGCGCGAGAACAUUAAGGAUGCUGUUGAGCGGCACAAGCCUUUGGAUGGCACAGCGGUGGUGCCUCCAGGCGAGCAGGAUCGCUUCGGCAGGGUGUACCAGUACCGUGAAGGUGCAGAUUUGAUGCAUGAAGGCAGCAGCGGAGAUGCUGGAUACAAGCGCUGGCCAGGAAAGGACUACGACCCAGAAGACCUCAAAGGCCAAUCCGAGCCCGGCUUCUCCCUCGGCCGCGCCAUGCAAGCCCACAAAAUUGACGACCAAGGCAUCGAGAUGGAGGACCGCGCCGGCAUCGACGACUCCUACCACGCCGCCAAGCGCAACGACACGCUCGACGACCGCGACCCCGUGCUCAUCGCUGGCGACGACAGCAAAUAUGUCGACGCGGAGAUUGCCAACUCCAAUGAUGCGGAUGUUGGCAACAGCCGCCACAAGAGGGAGGGAAGCAAGACUGAGAAUCUGAAGCGCCGGAUUGGGAGCUUGAGGCAUAAGGGGAAGUCGCAUGAGGAGUAG